AAGGAGUCAUGAAUUUUGCCGCGAAAUUCAUCCAUACAUUUGGCUAAAUUGAGUUUUGAUAUUAUAGCUCAUGUCAAUUCGUGAUGAAAACCCUAAAUCUAAUUUUCAACCCUAACCAUCAACUGUCAAUGAAAAUUCUAAUUGCUUUAUAACUCUCAUUUAGUCCUAAUCAGUAGGUGUUCACUCUCAGGGUCACUUCAGCGUCGCUCAAAGGUCGUUCAUAAAUUAUAGUCUCACCAAAAAGGUUGUAUGAAACUGAAAUACCACUAAUGAUUUCAUUAAAUUAUUUGUGAUGGGUUCUUUUCGAAUUCUCAUUUGUCAACCUUUCUUAGUAUUAGAAUGCUAUUAAGAUGUUAAGUAAGCGGUUGAUUGAAAAUGUCCUGCGUUCCCAAUAUCGGAAAAGUUUGCCUACAAGAGGAAUGCAAUGCUAUUCCGGAGAACCUGGUUCAUGUUCAUCAACUGGUGCUCUUCACUGUAGACCUUUAACAACUCCUCUGGGAUUGAUCAAAAUUACUUGUGUUGUAAUAUCCUCAAUUUUUGCUGGUGCAUGGAUAAGUAGAAAUGGAGCAGAGUUUCUUGAGGAAAAUGAAAUUUUUGUUCCAGAAGAUGAUUAGAAACCAAUAUAUGUUAAUAAUCUAUUCUGUGAUUAGUAGUUUAUUCGACUAGAUUGUAUAAAUCUUACCUAUUAUUAUUUGCUUUAUCUUUCAGGCCUGUUUCUGUUAUUUAUUGUUAACAGUAAAUUACGCCGGUAUAUGAUGGCCAUAUCAUAACGCGUACAUUUAAACUAUUUAUUCGUAUGUUAAAUGAUGAGAAAAUAUAAUGUAAUGUGUUCUUUUUUUGUCUCUAA
Schistosoma curassoni is the source of this 847-nucleotide messenger RNA. The record is from the annotation of a GenBank genome assembly. NCBI's taxonomy places the organism in Eukaryota, Metazoa, Platyhelminthes, Trematoda, Strigeidida, Schistosomatidae.